Messenger RNA from Manduca sexta (tobacco hornworm), 873 nucleotides. Its product is annotated as cytochrome b5. Bases 137 to 505 code for a protein of 122 amino acids. Gene Ontology annotation, molecular function: heme binding. Gene Ontology annotation, cellular component: membrane; intracellular membrane-bounded organelle. The transcript has 4 exons. Lineage: Eukaryota; Metazoa; Arthropoda; Insecta; Lepidoptera; Sphingidae. The record is from RefSeq and is a predicted model, not a curated record.
UAUCAUGAUUUAUUGAAAUUUUGCCGUAUCGGGAACAUUCCCGCAACUACAUUUAUCUACAGUGGAUAUUGGACAGUGUAGUAACAGUGUGUAGUGAAGAUUGUGCGAAUUAUACCGUGUCAAUAAAAAGAGUACCAUGAGCGAGUUACCACGAUACACCCUGGCCGAGGUGGCGACCAGAAACGGCAAGAAUAACAUGCCCUUGUGGACUAUUUAUAAAGAUGGCGUGUAUGAUAUGACGAAGUAUAUGCACGAGCAUCCAGGUGGGACGGAAACCAUUGAUAAUGACGAGGUAGCUGGCAAAGACUGUACGAAAGCCUUUGAAGAAGUAGGGCACACGUCGGACGCUUACACUAUUCUACCCAAGUACAAAAUAGGUGAAAUUGUUGAGGAGGAAAAGAAAUACGAUGCUAACGGAAAGAAGAAGAAGAGAGUUGUAGCCGCGCAGCCAGAAGGGGCUAGCAGGAGUUGCAUGAGCAUCAUCACCUGCGGCUUAUUGGGCUGAUGAUAGACAUAAAAAUAUUAAGUGUACGGAACCGAGAAUUGUUGAAAUGUUGGUUGAAACGGCUCCUAAAUUUGGUCCUGAUGCUGCGUACUGUAAAAUUAAGUUUAAUAUUAUUUAAAAUACUACAACAUAGGUUGUGAAUAUAUUUAAAAAAAUAUCAUAGGUUGAAGGACUUCAUACAUUUGUUAUUGGACAGAAAGAGACGGCAUGACUUAUCAGUGAUGUCAUUUAAUUUACUUAUUAAAUCUGUAUAACUUUCUGUAAAAUAUUAAUAAGGUUCAAUAAAUGAAAAAAUCAUUGUACAUAAAAUAUACUUUGUAAUUAAAAUGAAUUUACUUAAAAUUAUCACAACGAACUAUACCUAAUUA